AUGGGUAAAGGCACAAAGCGUUCUGCUAAGGCCGUUAAAGCACAAGAUUCCAAAAAACCCAAGCUUCUGCCUCAGCCGCUUCCUGAGAGCGAUGAGAGUGCCUCAGAGAACGAGGCCACCUUCUAUCAGUCAGCUGAGGAAGGUGAGGACGACUCCAGUGAUAUCUCCAGCUCAGAGGCUGACCUGGAAGCUGAUGAGGACAUGAAAGAAGAGGAAGACGAAUUGGACGAGUUGGACGAGUUGGAUGAACUUGAUGAGCUCGACGAGGAGAAGAAGGAUGUUGAAGAUGAUGAGGACGAUGAGGACGAAGAGAAGGCCGCUGAUCCAAACAAGAAGACAUCUGCCGAGCAGCACGCUGAGCAGAGAAAGUUGCUUGCCGAGAGAAAGCUCAAGAGAAAGUCCGGAACAGAGGUGGAGCGCAUUAAGGCCUUGUGGGAGAAGUUGCGUGUGAAGAAGCCUACUCCUCCAAAGCAAGUGAGAGACAAGUUGUGUGAUGAGAUCUGGGAAUUGGCCCACGAUGUCAUCUACGACUUGGUCAUGAAGCACGACGCUUCCCGUGUCAUUCAGACCUUGGUCAAGUACUCAUCUAAGGACAGAAGAGACAAGAUCGUCAAGGCUCUUCAGGGCCACUACUAUCAUUUGGCUACUUCCUCUUACGGUAAGUACCUUUUGGUGAAGCUUUUGCAUUACGGCUCUAAGGAGUCGAGAGGUCUCAUUGUGAACGAGCUUCACGGUAAGUUGCGUAAGCUCAUGAGACACAAGGAGGGUGCUUACGUCGUGGAGGACUUGUUCGUUCUCUACUCUACUGCUGAGCAGAAGCAGCAGAUUAUUCGUGAGUUCUGGGGAGCUGAAUAUGCUGUUUUCAAGGACUCUGGUAAAGGCAAGACUGUCUUGGACGUUGUGAACGAAUCUUCUGAGAAAAAACAGUUGAUUUCCACCAACUUGAGCGGUACUAUUGCUGCUUCUGUUGAAAAGGGCUCCACUGGUUUCCAGAUUUUGCACGCUGCCAUGAAAGAGUACGUCUCGAUUUUGGUUGCAGACCCAGAGAAGAAUGAUUCUCAAAUCAGAGACUUCAUCGAGUUGCUCGCCGAGCAGUUUGCUGAGUUGGUUCACACACAAGAAGGUGCUGAGGUUGCCUCUCUGCUUCUUGCUCUUGCUAAUGCUAAGGAGAGAAAAGUUAUCAUCAGAUCGCUCAAAAACCACGCCAAGGAGUUGAUCAAAAACGAGCACGGUAACACCGUCUUGAUCACCUUGUUCAUGACCGUUGAUGAUACCGUUUUGCUUCACAAGUCGUUCAGUGCUGAGCUCUUUGUCCCUGAGCUUUUGCCUGAACUCAUUCAAGAAAAGUUUUCCAGAAGGCCUUUGCUUUAUUUGCUCAAGGGCUUGGACGGAAAGUACUUUGCUCCAAAGGUCAAGGAGGAACUCUUAAAAUACGAAAAACUUGCAUACGCUAAAACUACGAAGAAGCCUCAGGACCAGAGGAGAGCCGAGUUGUUGCUGAAGGCUUUGCCCUUGGUCUACAAGGCCUUGUCUUCGACAUUGUCGCCUGACGCAGAGCCUACUUUCACUAAGCUCUUGUCAAACAAUAUGGCUGCGCAAUUCAUCACUGAGCUUCUUCUUACUCCAUCUGAUGAAGAAGCCAUCAACACUUCAAGAGCUGAGCUCGUGGAUGCCAUUUUCGACAUUACUUUCAAGACUGACAUCUUGGAGGACCACCAUUUGCUUAACAAGACUCCUUUCUUUUCCAGAUCUCUCAAGGCCUUGAUCCAUGGUGACGAGUUCAAGUUUGACAACGAAAGCAAGAAGCUUGUCGCUGUUUCUGAUUCCAAACUUCCCGUCCUCGGUUCUGAGUUUGCUGCUAGAUGCGCAAAGGAGAUCUUGAAGGAUGACAUCUUGAGCAAGUGGGUUUCUGGCCAGGGUGCUUUUGUCGUUCUCGCUAUUUAUGAGGCCUUGUCUCUCAAGGACGACAAGGAGGCCAAGAACCUCAGCAAGGCAUUGAAAAAGUUGAAGGGUGACUUGAAGAAGGACAAGGACAACAAAGGUGCUCAGUUGUUGCUCAAGCUCUUGUAA
This is a messenger RNA of Candidozyma duobushaemuli, 2070 nucleotides long. RefSeq lists its product as uncharacterized. The transcript has a single exon. Gene Ontology annotation, cellular component: nucleolus. The coding region runs from base 1 to 2070 and encodes 689 amino acids. The record is from RefSeq and is a predicted model, not a curated record. Gene Ontology annotation, biological process: regulation of translation. NCBI's taxonomy places the organism in Eukaryota, Fungi, Ascomycota, Pichiomycetes, Serinales, Metschnikowiaceae. Gene Ontology annotation, molecular function: mRNA binding.